UCGGGGUUGCAGUCAGGGUCCAGGUGUUUCUAAUCAUAGGAGGGCCCACUAGUAGUUAUUCUAGAUACUACCCUAGCUGCUUAGAUAGAAGCCCAGAUAAUACUACCCCUCCAAAUAUUUCGGAACCUCCGCAACCACUUUCUUUCUGAUAAGCUUUGGUCAUACUCUUUACUCACUAGAAGAAACGUUAUGGAUACUCCCGUUAUUACUGCUGUAGCGAGGACAUCCUGCCAGCGGUGCUACAAGCGCAAGAAGAAAUGUGAUAGGGCUUUACCGCAGUGCGAUAACUGUAGAACGGCCAACGUGCAAUGCAGUUUUCUAGAUGGCGACCAGCAGAGUGGCACAUAUCCAAUUGCGUUUGUUCAAGGCCUUGAAGCCAAGAUUCAAGAAUUGGAAGGUCAACUCGCAUUGGCACUAGAAGCUGCACGCGAUCGUCCAGAACCAUCGCUAGACAAUGGCCAGUCCGGGACCCAAAGUAUCGGAAACUCAACGCAUGUCGACGAGGCCCUUGGGAGUGACUUCUCUCCCUUUUCUAGUCAUGGACAAGCACAGUCGUCCAUUGAACAAGUUCCGGCCAUUUCUAUGGCCCGGGAGCUACGCAUUCUUUCCUUGGAGGCGACAGCAGAACGACACUUGGGUUCUUCUUCGGGUUUGUCUUUCGCCAAGUUGACGCAGACAAUCCUUAAACGCCUCACGCCAGAUCGAGCAGAUUUCGUUUUUGGAAUUUCCCAAGGGGACGACUUAUUAGGGCAGAUAAACUGGGACUCCCCGCCGGAUUUCUUUCACCCUCAUAUGAUGAAUUUCCCCAACAUCUCUGGAUUUGGACCGACCCUGUUUGGAGAUAUGUCCUUGUCCAGCAUCAUAGAGCCUUCUGGUUCUCUCUCAGAUCUGGGCCUACCUACGAAGUCGCGCGCCGACCAGUUGGCGUCUUUUUACUUCGCGCAUAGCCAUACUUUAUACCCUAUAAUCAACCAAAGCGAGUUCCUCACCUUGCUAGAUCGUAUCUACGAGCAUCCUCUAGAUCCCUCUACCAUGGAUCCUACAUCCUUAUUUAGAGUCUGGAUGGUUUUAGCAAUCGGCUCUUCGUCACGUUGUUCGGUCUCGGUGGUCGAAGAGUCGGAAGCUUUACUCUAUUAUAAUAAGGCCCUUGAGUACUUCGAAGCCGCAUUUGACUACGGUGAUAUGGUAGCGCUAGAGACCAUCAUGCUUCAGGUCUCCUUCUCCUUCUUCAACCAGCUUGGCCCAAACACCUGGUUCCUAGUUGGCACGGCAGCCCGUAUGGCUAUCGGCUUAGGUCUCCAUACUUCUUCCGCAUAUGAAAGAGUCCCUUUCGAUGUUGCGAACAUGAGAAAGCGGAUUUUCUUCUCCAUUUACAUGAUGGAUCGUGUGAUAUCUAUAGCUCUUGGACGCCCUUUCGCGUUACAAGACGACGAUAUAGAAAUAGAGCCUUUUAUCGAUGUUGAUGACGACCACAUUAACGAUCUCGACGCUCGGAGCCGAGACAGGCUAGAACCUUCUCUCAUGUCUAUUCCACGACAUAUUUUAGACUUGAGGAGAAUUGCUAGUAAGAUCAGUAGACAGGUCUACGGCAAUCAAUCAAUCAUCCAGGCAAAUAUGCCUCAUCGAGAAGAGAUUAUCCAUUCUCUCCACAAAGAACUUAUUGACUGGCGACGUAACAUGCCGUUCCCGCUCCCUGACGUUCAUCCGAGAGUACCUCAUCUCAGUAGUAAUUGGUAUGACUUCAAUUACUACACACAUAUGGCUAUGCUAUACAGGCCUUCGCCACUAUUCCCGACUUUAGACCAAGUCAUGGUCAAGAAGCUGGCGAAUGCCGCGUCGAUGUCCAUUCGCCAGGCGUACACCAUGCACCGUCAAAAGAGGUUCGCCUACAACUGGUUGAAUUUGCUUUCGCUGUUCAUGUCAACUAUCUCGUUGAUAUACGCAUCUACCGCCCAACCACAGGAGCUCGUCAGUUAUUUGCAGAAGGCUCAAGUUAUCGAUGAUCUCGAGCUUGUUCUCCAGCUUUUUGACAAGCUGAACGGCAAGUUCUCAGGUGCUAAGAAUAUUCAAUGUAUUAUCGAUAGGGUCCUUCGAAGAUACAAGGAAAUGUGUAACAUGAAUACGCCGAGUUAAGUUGGGUAUGAUUUAAGGUCAUUUAGCAUGGGAUCUGGAAUUAGCUCUUAUGAGGUUUAAA
This is a messenger RNA of Annulohypoxylon truncatum, 2194 nucleotides long. RefSeq names its product fungal-specific transcription factor domain-containing protein. The transcript has 6 exons. NCBI's taxonomy places the organism in Eukaryota, Fungi, Ascomycota, Sordariomycetes, Xylariales, Hypoxylaceae. Gene Ontology annotation, biological process: positive regulation of transcription by RNA polymerase II; DNA-templated transcription. Gene Ontology annotation, molecular function: sequence-specific DNA binding; DNA-binding transcription factor activity, RNA polymerase II-specific; zinc ion binding. The coding region runs from base 190 to 2133 and encodes 647 amino acids. The record is from RefSeq and is a predicted model, not a curated record.